UUAUUUAUAUGUGUGUGCUGUCCUUUUUGAGAACUCAGCUGAAAACAAAAGUGGAAAUGAUUGGUUUGUAAAGAAUGAAUAACAAGACCUGCUCCCAGAUUUUCCUGCAACUGUCCCGCCCAGGAGUAAAGGGUCUUGGCCAUUUCCUAAUCUCUGACGACGCGCCGGAAACCUUUUGGUCCAAUUGUCUGAAAAGCGUGCUUUGCCAUUGUUUCUAGGGUUUUGCGGCCUCCGGGUGGUGGCUCCAAUUUCUCAUUAGGCUUUGACGAACCAGCAGAACAACCUGUGCGGAGGAACAAAAUGGCCUCCAACAUCUUUGGGACGUCUGAAGACAGCUCCCCUUCCUGGGCCAAGUGCACAGGUGCCAAGGCCAGUGACGGCAGGGAAGACUCCGAGCCCUUGCCGCCCCAGACGAGAAGCUCUUCGGAAACAAACUCUGGAGACUGUUUCGACCUGAAGGGAGAAGGCGAUAUUCAUGAAAAUGUGGACCCAGACCUGUCUGCCAGCCUGGGCCCGAGCGAGGAGAAACCCGUGCCUGCUGCCCCUGUGCCCAGCCCCGUCGCGCCGGCGCCCGUGCCGUCCAGGAGAAACCCGUUUAGCAGCCUCAGUUCCCUAACAGCUCUGAACUAG
Echinops telfairi (small Madagascar hedgehog) is the source of this 630-nucleotide messenger RNA. RefSeq names its product Jupiter microtubule associated homolog 1 (gene JPT1). Gene Ontology annotation, cellular component: nucleus. Bases 301 to 630 code for a protein of 109 amino acids. NCBI's taxonomy places the organism in Eukaryota, Metazoa, Chordata, Mammalia, Afrosoricida, Tenrecidae. The transcript is spliced from 5 exons. The record is from RefSeq and is a predicted model, not a curated record.